Molecule: messenger RNA, 2008 nt
Organism: Acipenser ruthenus (sterlet)
Lineage: Eukaryota; Metazoa; Chordata; Actinopteri; Acipenseriformes; Acipenseridae
Gene: tmem145
Product: transmembrane protein 145
Exons: 15
Coding region: 31-1686 (551 amino acids)
Biological process (GO): response to pheromone; G protein-coupled receptor signaling pathway
Source: RefSeq, a predicted model, not a curated record
UCUCUCUCUCUCCGCUUCUCCGCGUUGAAAAUGGAGCCGCCUCUUGCUCUGUGGCGGUUGUACGCCUUUCAACGCCUCCUCUUCGCCGCCGUUUUAUUCUCAACCGGGACAUUAUCUCUAGGGAAAUACGUGCAGGGCAACCUGAGCACUAAGGAGGACUGGGUGUUCCUGACCCGCUUUUGCUUCCUGACGGAUUUCGGACGCCUGGAAUUCCGGUUCAGGUAUCCGGAGUCCAGGUGCUGUCAGAAUAUCCUGCUGUACUUCGAUGACAGCACACAGUGGCCGGCUGUCUAUAAGAAAAAUGACCAGGAUUGCUACAGUAAGGAAUCAGUCUUGAGGCCAGAGAACAAUCAAGUCAUUAACCUGACGACGCGCUACACCUGGUCAGGAUGCCAGGUGGAGGCGGGGUCUCGCUACCUGACCUGUCUGGGGGGGCGGAGUUUCAGGUCGGUGAGGGAACGCUGGUGGUACAUUGCACUGAGCAAGUGCGGGGGGGAUGGUCUGGAGUUGGAGUACGAGAUGAAACUGACCAACGGAAACUCGUUCUGGACAAAACACUUCUCAGCAGACGAGUUCGGGAUCCUGGAGACUGACAUCACCUUCCUCAUCAUCUUCACCGGGGUCUUCAUCCUGUCCUGCUACUUCGCAUUUAUCCUGAAGGGGAGGCAGCUCCUUCACACCACCUACAAGAUGUUCAUGACAGCGGCAGGAGUGGAGGCUCUCAGUCUGCUGUUGUUCUGUAUCUACUGGGGUUUGUACGCCAACGAUGGGGUCGGGAACGGCAGCCUCAAGAUACUGGCUAAGCUUUUGUUCUCAGUCAGUUUCCUCAUCUUCCUGCUGCUGCUGAUUCUGCUGGGGAAAGGAUUCACAGUCACCAGGGGUCGCAUCAGUCACAGUGGUUCAGUGAAGCUGUCAGUCUACAUGACCCUCUAUACCAUCACACACGUCAUCCUGUUUAUCUCCGAGGCUGAGUUCUUUGACCCAGGGCAGGUGGUGUAUGCCUAUGACUCCUCUGCUGGCUAUGGCCUCAUCACCCUGCAGUUCGUUGCCUACGUGUGGUUCUGCUACGCCGUUCUCAUCACUCUGAAGCAUUUCCCUGAGAAGCAGGCAUUCUACGCCCCUUUCUUCGCUGCCUACACUCUCUGGUUCUUCGCAGUCCCUGUCAUGGCUCUCAUCGCUAACUUCGGCAUUCCCAAGUGGGCUCGGGAGAAGAUUGUGAACGGGAUUCAGCUGGGAAUUCACCUGUACGCCCACACGGUGUUCCUGAUAAUCACGCGCCCCUCCGCAGCCAAUAGGAACUUCCCGUACCACGUGCGGACCUCGCAGAUCGGGAUAAUGGAGAGCCCGAGGGAGACCUUCCCUCACCACGGAUACGGAAACGUGACCUUCAUCAGCGACUCGGUGCCCAACUUCACAGAGCUCUUCUCCAUCCCCUCCGGCGACGGAGCGCCCCCUAGCGCCGGGAACGGGAAGGCUGUUGAGGAGACGGUGGCCCCGAAGGGACAAUCCCAGAGCCGGAUCAUCACCACCACGGCUGAGCUGAGCGGCCCUGUGCCCCUCCCCCCCUCCGCCCCCCUCCCUCCCUCCCUGCAGCCCCCUCCGCCCCCCCGUCCUCUCACUCAACACACAGGGGGGGGCUUCCCAGAGUACUUCAGCAUUCAGGGGGAGAAGCCAGCACAGGAAUGAGGGGGCGCGGGGGGGCGGGGGGGGAGACUGAGGAGAGAGACUGGGAGAGACUGGAAAAGAAUGCAGAGAGAAUGAGGGGAAGGAUGGGGCUGGCAUUGAGAGAAAAGAGAAACUGUGUGAGAGGGGGAGUGAGGACAGAUUGGAGGAGGGAGACAGCGAAGGAGUGAGAGAGUGCUGGAGAGAGAGAGAGAGUGAGAGAGGUGUGUGUGUGUGGGUGCAAGGGAGGGUGGAGAGAGACGGAGAGACCAGACUGAGCAAUGUGUUAUAAUCAAAAUGGAGAUCAAUCAGCAUUCAUAAACUGCCCAACACAACAAUGUGCCCU